AAAUAUUCCGUUUAUAGGUUAAUGUUUAUCUCCCGGAACACAAGUGAAGUCAGUCAUCAAAACUUUUUCUGAGGAUGCACAAGUAGCCAAUCAGUGAACAGAAAGAGGGAAACUAUUAGCCAAUCGCAGUUCAGGAGGCGGGACCUGUCGGAAUGUUGGCGGGGAAAAUCACGCCAUGUUGUUGUUUUUUGUAAACCCGCCGUGAGUGGAGAAGAGCAGCGCGUAAGAGGGAAAAGAGCAGCUUUACACCUCACUGUGUCGGAUUAAAGUUCAGAGUUUUGGAGAUGCUGUUGGUCCCAGUUUAAUUAGAAAACUCUGGGGUCAGGGUUCAGCAGUGGAAGCAGUUUUAAACCAAUGAAAGAGUUCUCUGCAGUUGGAGUGACAUGGAUGGACAUGACGAGGUGUGUGUGGAGCAGGAGAACAUCUCUGACCACAUCCACACUAAAAUGUUUUGGUUUUAAAAUGAAAACCAUCUCCAUCCAGACCUGUGUUUUAGCUCCAUAUCAGAACAGGGCAGAGUUUGUGUGUGUGUGUGAGAGAGAGAGAGAGAGAGAGAGAGAGAGAGAGAGAGAUGGCAGAGGCCCACCAGGCUGUUGCAUUCCAGUUCACUAUCACUCCUGAGGGCUUCGACCUGCAGCUCUCUCGACAGGCCCUCAAUCAGAUCUACAUCUCCGGCCUGCGCUCGUGGAAGAAACGCAUCAGCAGAGUGAAGAAUGGUGUGCUGAAGGGUGUGUACCCUGCGAGUCCCUCCUCCUGGCUCUUUGUUGCCGUGGUGACCCUGGCCACCCUGUAUGCCGAGUCCGACCCCUCCAUGGGCCUCAUCUCUAAGAUCCGGGAUCACCUGCCGCUCAGUGUGUCUCUGAGCACUCAUGGACAGACGAUGUUGUCAGCGUUGUUAUUCAGCACUCUGUUAUGGCUCUCGCUCGUCCUCACCCUGCGCUUCUGUCUCAAGCUCCUCCUGUCCUACCACCGCUGGAUGUUCGAGCAGCACGGAUGCAUCUCCACCACCACCAAGCUCUGGGUGUCUCUGGUGAAGUUGCUCUCUAGCAGGAAGCCAUUGUUGUACAGUUUUCAGAGUUCAUUGCCGCACCUGCCUGUUCCUGCCAUCAGAGAGACCCUGCAGAGAUACCUGGAGUCUGUGCGUCCGCUGCUGAGCUCUGCUGAAUUUGAGCGAAUGAUGCGGCUGGCUGCUGAUUUUGAGAAGACAUUGGGAAAGCGUCUUCAGACGUACCUGAAACUCAAAGCUCUGUGGGCCACCAAUUACGUGAGUGACUGGUGGGAGGAGUAUGUUUACCUGCGAGGGCGGAGCCCCAUCAUGGUCAACAGUAACUACUAUGGAAUGGACUUCUUGUAUGUAACACCGACAGCAAAGCAGGCAGCUCGAGCAGGAAACACAAUCACAGCGCUGUUCCUGUACCGCCGUAAAGUCAACCGAGAGGAGCUUAACCCUAGCCGUGUUCCUGGGACAGUCAUCCCUCUGUGUGCAGCUCAGUGUGAACGCAUGUUUAACACCACACGCACUCCAGGAGAGGAGACAGACACACUGCAGCACUGGCAGGACAGUGAGUUUGUGGCAGUAUACCACAGGGGACGCUAUUUCAGGCUGUGGGUUUACUCCGCCGGCCGUCUUCUCUGUCCUCGAGAGAUCCAACACCAGAUCCAGAAAAUCCUGGAUGAUCCGACACCACCUGUACCAGGAGAGGAGAAACUGGGAGCACUGACUGCUGGAAACAGGGUUCCCUGGGCCCGUGUGAGGAAGCAGUAUUUCAGCUCAGGGGUAAAUAAGCGUUCUCUCGACUGCAUUGAGAAAGCAGCAUUCUUCGUCACUCUGGAUGAUGAUGAGGAAGGGAUGAAGGGUGAUGAUCCGGUCGGGAACCUGGACCGCUACGCAAAAUCUCUCCUACAUGGCAAGUGUUACGACCGGUGGUUUGAUAAGUCCUUCUCUGUGGUGAUUUUUAAAAACGGGAAGACUGGUCUGAACGCUGAACACUCCUGGGCUGAUGCUCCAACUGUGGCUCAUUUAUGGGAGUUCACUUUGGCCACAGAUGCGUUUCAGUUGGGUUAUGACACAGAUGGAAACUGUCGAGGUGAAGUGCAGCGCUCUCUACCUCCUCCUCAACGCCUCGGCUGGGACAUACCACCAGAGGUGCAGGAGCAGAUCAACGAAUCUCUGGCUGUGGCUCGAGCUUUGGCUGAUGAUGUCAACUGUCAUGUGUUUCCCUUCGGAGAAUUUGGAAAAGGAAGCAUUAAAAAGCUGAAAAUCAGCCCAGAUGCUUUUAUACAGAUGUCACUGCAGCUGGCAUAUUAUAGGGACCGAGGAGGUUUCUGCCUGACAUAUGAGGCUUCAAUGACGCGUUUAUUCAGAGAGGGACGCACUGAGACCGUUCGCUCCUGUUCUAAUGAGAGCUGUGCGUUUGUUCUGGCUCUGGAGGCUGGAGAGGGGAGGGAACAGUGCAUCUCCUUGCUGCGUAAAGCUGCUGAGAAACACCAAAAUCUCUAUAAAUUGGCCAUGACUGGUUCGGGCAUCGACAGACACCUUUUCUGCCUCUAUGUCGUCUCUAAAUACCUUGGAGUUGAGUCUCCGUUUCUCAACCAGGUGUUGUCUGAACCCUGGCGUCUCUCCACGUCUCAGACUCCUGUGCAGCAGUUGGAGCUUUUUGACCUGAUUAAUCAUCCUGAGUUCAUCUCACUGGGUGGAGGCUUUGGCCCGGUGGCUGAUGACGGUUACGGUGUGUCCUACAUUAUUGUUGGUGAGAACAUGAUCAACUUCCAUGUGUCGUGUAAAAACUCCUGCACACAUACAAACUCGCACAGGUUUGGCUCUCAGAUCAGCCAAGCUUUAAAGGACCUGAUGUCUCUGUUCAGCUCCAACUCUGAGAAACCAGUGGAGAGAAAACAGCCAUAAACUCCUGUGUGUGUGUGUGUGUGUGUGUGUGUGUGUGUGUGUGUGUGUGUGUGUGUACUUGCAACUUAUUAAGGACCAAAACACAUUUUCACUGAUAGAGUUUGGGCAUUUUUGUGAAGUGAGGACAUUUUCUCUGGUCCUCCCAUCUUCGAAGGGCUGUUUGAGGGAUAAGGGGCGGGGUUAAGCAGUUAGUUGUGAUGGUUGGGGUGAGGGGCUCAGGAUUGAAUUCUCUUAGAGUCCCCACAAAGAUAGAAGUACGUGUGAGUGAGACUGAGGUGUCAGAUGACGAGUGUGAACAUGGAGUCAGAAAACCAUUGGAGGAGAAAAGGCAGUAAAAGUAGACAGAAUAAACACACACAUGUGUUAACAGUGUUCAGUACUGGUGUAAGUGUUCGUGGAGGAGUUCUAAAGUUUCUGAUGGACUUGAUUCUCCACUUCACUCCUCUACACCUGAUGGAGUUUCUGAUGAAGCUGGUGUUGGGAAUCUGUUUGUCUUUUAUUCUGCACUUGUUCACAUGAUGCAGUGACAAUGCAAUAACUUCACUUGCUGUGUUAAAAUGCAACCACAAUGCAAAGGAUUUGGGUUUUACAUGCACAAACUUUGACUGCCAAAGCAAUGCAAACUCUCUCAACACAGGAGAAACAGAAUGCACACAUCUUUCCUGUUAAGUUACGGUGAAGGAAAAUGACCAAACACACUGUUUGUAUCCUGUGUGAGAGAGAGUGAAUUUAAUUCCUGAACUUUUCCAGCUUUAAUCAUAUUGUAAACAGAGAGAGUUUUGUUUCUGUAUAAAUAAAACUUUAGUGUUGGA
Messenger RNA from Neoarius graeffei (lesser salmon catfish), 3717 nucleotides. RefSeq names its product carnitine palmitoyltransferase 1A2b (gene cpt1a2b). Gene Ontology annotation, biological process: fatty acid metabolic process; carnitine metabolic process. The record is from RefSeq and is a predicted model, not a curated record. Gene Ontology annotation, cellular component: mitochondrion. NCBI's taxonomy places the organism in Eukaryota, Metazoa, Chordata, Actinopteri, Siluriformes, Ariidae. The coding region runs from base 572 to 2905 and encodes 777 amino acids. The transcript is spliced from 20 exons. Gene Ontology annotation, molecular function: carnitine O-palmitoyltransferase activity.